AUGUCUUUCCUUCAUGGUGUUUUAGAUAACAUUCAGCCUAAAUUAGGCCAGCAUAAAACACAUUUAACUAGCGCACUUAACUCACUUAAAAGCACAAAUGAUAAUGGUAUUACUAAAUACAGGACGGCGAUAGCCGCGGUGGCCAGUAAGGUGAAGGCGUACAACGACGCCGUAAGGCAGUCGAAUGAGAGUGUUAGUGGGCCGAUUAAAAAGUUUCACAAGGAGAUGCAAGAGCUUCAAAACGAGGUGACGGAUCGUUCUACAAAGGAGGAAGUUGAGCAAGCUGAGAGGAAGGUGAAUGAGAAGCUGGCGGAGUGCCAAAGACAUGCCGCGGAGUUUAACAACGCUUUUAACUUAGCCACUAAUAGCGAAAUGAAAACAAAUCUUAAUGAUCUGAAUGCUAAAUUACAUGACAGUAUAGUAGUAGCUGCGAAAGCAGUGAAUCAUGAGACUGACAGGCUCACUGAGCUCUCAACUAAGGAAAGUGAGAACCUCAAUGAGACGGAGCAGAAGAUUACGAGUGCGCUUAAGAGCCUGAAAGAUAGCGUGAAUGGUAGCAUUACCACGCAGGUGAAGAGCCUUGUUCAGUUUUUAUGCAGUGAGGUUUCCGCGAUUAAAGAUAAACUAGUAAGCAUUAGUGAGAUGCUGGGAAAUUAUGUUGAGCAGUUAAAACGAUGGAUCAGUGAUGCCGAUGCUUUCUUCCAGAAAGUCAUGAAGGAUGUACACAAAAUUGAGAAAAAUGCCCCCGGCAUUCUAAACCAAAUGAAUGUUGAAGACAAGGCAAAAGAGUUGCAGAAGAAAGGUGAGGAGUUGCAUCGGCGAUUUGAGUAUGCGAAGAAUGAAGUUGGACAUUUGGUUGACGCAGCGAAAAAGAAAGAAGUCAACGAGCUGGACACUUGGAGCGCCGCGGCCGGGAAGGUUGUGGGAGCGGCGCAGGGGAAGUGUUAUUUAAUACUGGGAAAAUCUGAGAUCAAGGAUAGUGGCGAACCGGAAAUUAAAAAGCAAGCUGACGCAUUGCAGAAAAAAGCCACGGACCUUUUGACUGCGUACAGCCAGGCGCAUACUCAAUUUAUGGGUUUGACUGCAAAAGUUGGCGCCGCCGUUGCAGAGUUGGAAGCCGGCAUGAAAACGGAUUUGGGGAGAAUCAGAGAUAGUAUUGUGCAGAAGAUGAAGCAGCAUGUUGGAGAGAUGCUUAAGGAUAUUAAGGGGAGAGUGGAGAAGAUUAAGGGGGAGGGAAGUAAAAACACAGGGUUGGAGGGGAUCGUUCAAGGACUGGCGCAAUACGUCACAGAGUUUGGCACUAGUAAGAAGUUAGAGACGGCGAUUAAGGAUAUGGUUGGGAGGAUUGUGAAAAGCAGCGGAAUUCGUGCAUAUUUGGAUUAUUAUGCUAAGAAUACUAAGAAGGAGCUGCAUGAUGUCAAACAGAAAAUCAUUACAGAACUACCAAAAUUGAUUCAACAGGCUAUUUCGGAGUCUGCUCAAAAGGCCGGCAUCAAUGGUGAACUGGACCUAACUAGAAUAGAGAGUCAGUUUGCUAAUCUCGCUCAGAACAUUCAGAAUAAGGAGCUCACUAUGACGCCCACCCUAAUGGAGGGGGAUCUUGAAGGCAAAUUAGGGCUGAAGCCAUCCACGCCUCAAACACAUAACUACAGAUCGCAUCUUCAGCAUCCAGUAAACAUAAUAUCAAUGGCCGUAUUCAGCGCAAUUUCAAACGCCGCCAAGGAACUGCAGACAUUGAUCGAAACGUCAAACAUUAAGAAUCUUAAGGAAGCGUCGGAAAAUGCAAAAAGCCUUUUUAGCGAUCUCCAAACGGCGGAAGCUGCGACCAAGCAACAAGGCCCCCCCGGCCCUGCAGGUUCCGGUCCCAAUACCAUUUUGGACAAAGUCAACGAGAUUCAGCAGGAAGUCAACAAGGGGAUGAAGAAAGACGCUGAACAUAACCUAAAUGUCCAAAAGGAUUUCGAAGGAAUCAUGACGUCCUACAACACGAAGAAAACGGGCAAAGGCGUGGACGAUAAGUAUCACCAACUGACUGAAACACACAUCAAAAAUGCGAUGCAGCCUUUCAAGAUUAUGACUGCUUUCACAGAGGAUCAAUCUGAGCUUACCACAGGCCAAGUAGAACAAACUACAAAGAAAGUCCAAGAACACUUCACCACAAUCACCUCCGAGCUCCAGGCCAUCGCCCACUUCGUCGAUAAGAGCAAGACUCCGCCACCGUCGCUGGGACUUCCGGUUGAAAAUGGCAUACAAGACUGGUUAACUAUGUUGAGAGAGAAGGGGCUUAAAAGUGAGGAAACAUGGACACCAGUUACCGAUCAGACUUCCAAAGGCCUCUUGAAGAUCAAGCAGGAAAUUACCGACGCGCUCGACGGGAUUAAAACGAAGGCGGAAAACGACUUCAACGCUGCGAAAACAGCUAUCAGCGAAGUGACCUCUUUCAAAACACUCUCUGACGCAAUCUACCAAGAUCUCAAAUCUCUCGUCGAGGCGUUCCAGAACGCCGGCAAAGAUCUCUACCAGCAGUUGAAGCAGUUUAAAGAUACAAAAAUCAGCUUGAGGAAGAACGACGCCGCGGCUGUGGCAAACAGUCUCCAACAAUUUUCGAGAGACCUCAGCAUGCUGCAAAGCAAACUCCAAGACGGUCCCAUCGCGCAGUGCACGAGCUUCAUUGAGAAGGAGGCCGGGUCAAUGGAAACAAUCUGUAUUAACGCCCUCACGCACAACGUCGACGGUCAAGUUAGAAAUGCUAUAGCCGAUCUCACCACCCUUGCCAAGAAGCAGUACGUUCUCUCUCUCAAGAGUCUAUUAACCAAGUUCGCGGAGAAAGUCCACAAAGAUCUUGAGAAGUUGCCCCAAGGCAUCAGGAAUGAUCUGCGCACAGGCCACAAGGGCUUUAUGUUACGCAUGGGAGGCGUGGACAGGCCGGAGACUCCAAGUGGGCCAGGCCCUGCGGCACCAAAAUCAGACACUUUGCUUGGUAUAAUGCAAAAGGUUGUCGAAGCCUACGACCCAAAUCAGCAAGCUGCGCCAACCACAUCCAUGAAGGAGGCUUUUACCAAAUUAGCAAACAAUUUUCACGAAUACUUCACUCCAAUCUACACGUACAUUAAACAACAAAUCAUCGAGCAACUCAGAAAAAAGUCUCUGCCUGAGACGGCAGACGACAACCUUACUAAACUCACAGAAAUCAACUCCGAUUUCAAUACACUGCUCACCCACCUUAAUACAACACAGACUAAUAAACCUGAUAGAAAAUACCUUUUCGACCACAAUUUCACCAACAAAUUAGACGCACUUAAAACACAACUUCAAACAUUCACCUCCCACAAAUUUACCAACCCGCACCAUCCCGAACUACUUGACGCCCUUAAGUGCGGGCUUAAUGACUUUUGCACGCAGCUUGACAAAGUGUAUGUUAAUGCGUAUGAUGGGCAUCCCACUAAGAUAAAGUGGGACGAACUGUUAGUUAAUAAAACGUUGGAGGACGGCCAAAAGUCCAACGAAAAAGAGUUAACACCGGAUGGCACUAGGCUGUCCAAGGUGUUGCUCACCGUCACGCCCAUCGUGUCUAGCGCACUAAGUGACCUAAAAGAUAAACUUGAAAAUAAAAAUAGCUGGAAAACUUAUAACAUAUAUAAUUCCGAGAAGUCCCACCAUAGCUUACAUAGACGCUUUUUUAAAGAGCACGGCUAUGAUGUUGCACUUCGUGACGAUGCCGAUAGCGGCGAACUGAAUCACAAAAAAGAUUUCAAUGGUAGCAGUAUUCUUACUCAUCUUACAGAGGGAGCACAUAAAUUGUUUGAUACUAGUAAGCAGUCACAUAACCCUCUCGGUUCCGCUUCCGAUGAGAUAUCCUUCGACUUUGUUGACGAAGAUGGUGUCAUCCCAAAGCUUUUUGCCCACCUAAGUACAUACUUCCGUACUUGCCACCUUGAAAUUAACAACGCACCUAGGCCGCCAUGCAAUGUCUACGAACAGUUAGUUUGGCUCAACGGCCUCUUACAUAAUCCCAUACAUGACAAACUUGAAGCACACAUAAAGACGUAUUGCGCUAAGCCCGAGACGCAAAAGCAGAAGGAAUACUCCGAGAUAGAUGCCAGAGAUCUAAGACUCGAAACAUCUUCCAUAAUAACAGCGCAGAAUGUAUUUGACAUUAUUCAACAUCUUUGCGAAAAUUCACAUAGUAUGCUAACAACCAUCCUCGGCACAGGGGACGAACAUACCGUGUACGCCUCUGACUUCUCUAAUAACGCGCUUCGAUUGCGAUAUCCACCCAACCCUGCCGAAUGUCUUGACAUGUUACUCGACAUCCUCCGCCGAUUGUUCUCCAUGUUUAGAUUCUUGGAAGGCCAAUGUGGUCAUCCGGCAUCCAUCUAUGGAUGGGCCGACUGUGCAUACGGCAAGUCAGUCCCGUCGGCAAACUGGCAAUGUAAUGACCACCCAAGGGGCAAAGCAAAUGAGCAAGCAAAUUGCCAACCAACGUGCGAACCAACGUGCCAGGCAAAGUGCCAACCUACUUCACCUUUAAUGUCGUACCUCACUGACACUCUCCCCGGUCACCUACCACACCAGUUGACGAACGUUGGUUGCAAGACUGUAUGUUCCACGUGCUCUCCACGUAGCAGCGGCAUGCCGUGUCUUACUCCUCUUGGCUUUAGAGCGUUCUCAGGAUCCACCAAAACGGGAAAAGAUCUCUGUAAAAUCAUCGAUGCGUUCCUUAACUUCUAUGAUGUUUCGUGCAUAUUCUCCAUUGUGUCCCGACCGCCGUCUACAUUACCAGAGCACUUCAGUUUUGUGUUGUCGCUGGUAAGGGGAUGGCAAGGUAAUUCAACUAAGUUAGUGAAAAAUGGGUUUCAAUGCGUAUUUGAACAAUCCAUCAGAGAUCGAUCCAUUGAGCUGUAUGACCCACCCAGCGACCUUACCAAUGCGCUGCGUCACGCUUAUGGCAGCAGCCAGAGUAGUCAUAGUAGUGAUAAACAUCCGACUCCAUCUCCUGAAGCAAAGGACGAUGAACUUACAAAUGCCGAUUUGUCAGGUCUCUGUAUGGCCACCUCAUGUAAUGGCCAAAAUGUUCACUGCGCUCCUUACCUAUCCGCUCUAUGCACCGAUCAAUACAGUUACCUUUCCCGGAAGCACUCUGGCACAUACCUGUCCUGGGCACUUUAUCUGCCGUGGGUAUUGUACGAUUAUCUUGAAUGUCUAUACAAUGCGUUUGAAGCUAUUUUCUGCCAGGACUGGGGAUGUCAUAAUUGUAUGCAUGGCGAUAAAUGUAGGAGAGGAGAGCACGGUAAGCUGGACACAUCAUGUCAGUGUCCGUCCUUACUUGCUUGCAAAGGGGUAUCACCAACGUUGUAUAGGUAUGGAUUUAAAUUUGGUAUACCAUGGACGCUUUGUGAUAAAGAGUCUACGAAGAAGUGCUUUGACUUCCAGACACAGCUGCACAAAAUCCUUCACUCCAAACAUUUUGAAAAGCUGUUUGCUCAGUGUGACAUGUAUUUGUGGAGAACCAGAGAGCCAUUCUCCCACCUGUUGUUAGCCCUCUGGUCGCUGUCGCUCCUGUACCUGCUGCACAUCGCCGUCGUCCGCCUCGACGUCCUGAGGAUACGCUCCCACCUGAGGUCACCAGCAUCGCACCGCAUCGCCGCACAGUCGCUGCUUGCCGCCGCAAGACUCAAGGCACUCGCCAACGUCAAGUACUUCUCACCAUAA
Molecule: messenger RNA, 5712 nt
Organism: Babesia ovata
Lineage: Eukaryota; Apicomplexa; Aconoidasida; Piroplasmida; Babesiidae
Exons: 2
Coding region: 1-5712 (1903 amino acids)
Source: RefSeq, a predicted model, not a curated record